GGAGCCCGGGACUUGGCGGAUGCCGGUGGGGACUUGGCUCGGCUUCGAGGCAAGCUGCGCAGGAACUGCCCUAGUCGGCAAGAGCUGCUACUUUUGCGCCGAGAUCUCAUGUUCUGGUGGGACCGACAUCGCUUCCACAGCAAGUGGGAGAAGCUUCGCACGGCUUUCGAUGGCACCGUGCAAGCCGUCGAACUUUGCCGCAAGCUCCAGCGUCCACGCGCGGUUGUGCAACUUCACAUUCCCAAGACUGCUGGGUCGGCCAUGAAGGAGUGGGCCGAGACGGCAGGUUUCCGAGUGCUGGACCAGACUCAGCAGAUCAAGCAAGGUGAUGGUCCCUACUGGAUUGGCACUGCUGGCAUUCCAGGAUCUUGUCGCCAGCGAGUGCGAGAGAACAGGGAUCGGAACACCACGUGGGUGGCCGUGGAGCGAUGGCUGGAUUUGCCUUUGUGCGAUGACUUCCAGUACGUCGUCGCACUUCGGGAGCCUGUCAUGCGUACGCUGCAUCAGUUUUCGCACAAGCUCUCUUACUUCCGAGACUUCUUGCCAUCGGGAAGGCUCCCUUGGUAUGAGCAGAUCGAGAAUCUGGAAGGUCAGCUUCGCUCGCUGUGGACCUACGAGGAGCUGGGCCACUUGCUUAGAGGGCGGCGCCGUUCCCGUCUCCUUCUGGGGAAGGAGCUGUCAGCGAAUCGAAGUUUGUCGUCGGAGAGGUGGCCAGUCGACUGGCUGGAGCUUUGGAUGGGGAUGUCCAGCAACUACCAGGUGCGAAGCCUAGCUGGCAAAGGAGGUGGUGCUGCCUACCUGGAACGUGGAGAGCUCGCAGCGAGGCGCCUCGCAGCUGCGAAGCGAGUGCUCGCAGAGUUCGAUGUUGUUCUGUCGGUUGGCCGUGGCGGUGUGGAUCGAAGCCAGGAGGAGUUACUCUGGCAGGGCUUACAUAUGGAGUCUCGUGGACACACGGCGCGAAUUGGCUUCCCCUUCGUUUCCCACUUCAAGUUCGGAGACGAUGAGCCGCAGCCUUUCCGCUUCAACCUCGUGAAUCUUACCUGGCCCUCGCGGUUGGAGCUGCAGUUGCGAAACUACGCUGACAGAUCCUUAGUGAAGUUUGCAGGGCAACUUCAACGGCUGGAUCGGAUCUACUUCGCGUGGGUUGAAAAGAGAGUGACGGGAACCGAGAGUUUCUUGCCAAUGGCCCCGAUGGUAGUUCUAGGUCUCGAGCGAUUCGAGAACAAGUAUGGCGAGUCGCCCGGCAUCAUGAGCAUCAUGGGUGCUUGCGCAGUCCAGGCAAGCAUCCUCAGCAUCCUCAGCCAGACAGGACCAGCAACACGGGCAGCAGCGUCCGGACAGGGCCAACCAGCAUCAUGA
Molecule: messenger RNA, 1359 nt
Organism: Symbiodinium sp. CCMP2456
Lineage: Eukaryota; Dinophyceae; Suessiales; Symbiodiniaceae
Source: the annotation of a GenBank genome assembly